AAUCGCCGUAAUCACAUCACAAACGAUUAGGAAAACCUUGCCAUGUUUGUUUGAUUCCUUAACUAAAAGCAUAUAAUUUAUUUAGUUCUAAAUUUCUCUCUCCCUGACCACUUGUUGUGGUAACUGUCAUACGAUCAUCCGACAUAACGAAUUAACCUGUCACAACAUUAGUAAUGUGUCACCUCAUAUUUAUGUUGUGAUAACAGUUAAAGGUUUUUCAAACAGAUAUUCUUCCAAAGUGAUAAAAAUUUAAUAUUUGCAGUAUUUUGAGACUGGCAUUAUCUGCAUACUAAUUACAGUGAUACGAUAUGUGAAAUUGAAGAUGAAUGUAGAAACAUUUACUAUCAUUCCUAAAGAUUAAUUAGUCAAUGAUAAGUGAUAAGAUUUGUAAUGCAUUAAUUGAUGAUGUUAUUGUUCCAUAAUCAGAUCAAAACUCACCCCUCAACAACAAUACACUUAUGAUGUCUUUAAAAGAAAGGCAAAUAAGAGAUUAUGAAUAUUCAACAAAGUUUUAUGUUUAUUGUUAGAGUACUUCUAAUUUUUUUACAUUUAAUUAUAAUUAAUGGAGAAGAAAACAAUUUACCUGAUUGCAGUAAUGAAGAAGGACCACAUGGGUUGAUAUUAGUGAGUACAUUAGAUGGAAAUAUUGCAGCUUUGUCAGCAAAGGGACGCUUAAUAUGGGAACUUGAAACAGGUCCUUUAUUGCUUUCCAAUAUCCAUAAUUUAGAGUUGACUAACAAUGGACAGUGGAUUAGAAUUAUUCCAUCUCUGUCAGGUUCUCUAUAUAAGUUUGAUGGCUCAAAUAUUGAUGCAAUUCCUAUCACUGCAGAUAAUUUGUUAACUUCAUCUUUUAAAUAUUCUGAUGAUAUGGUAAUAGCUGGUGGUAGAGAAGUUCGUAAUUAUGGUGUAAAUAUAAAUUCUGGCAAGAAAGUCUAUGAGUGCUCAUUAAGUGGAUGUAAAAAUAAUACAGAAGUUGAUGAAUCUGAAGACAUUGUCAUUAUUGAAAGAAGUUCUUAUGUUGUUAGAGCUGUAGAGCCUCGGUCUGGUGGUGAAAGAUGGAACUUUAGCAUAGCAAUCCAUAAUCUUAAAGUACCAUAUACUAGUUGUAUAAACAUAGAUCCAGAAGUUCAUGAGUAUAAAAUAACAGCCAUAUUACCAAAUGGUCACAUUAUAGCAAAUUCAGAAAAGACAUUACUGGAACCCUGGGACUUCAAGUUCAAUUCCCCUAUAGUUGGAAUUUGGAAAUGGGAUGGACGUUCACUAUCCCAAGUAGAUUUAUUUGAAUUUCCAAUUGAAAAUAAGCUACCAUUAGUACCACCAUCAAUCUAUGUGGGAAUGUAUAAAAAGCAGUUGUAUAUAUUUGAAUCAGAAAAAAUGAAAGAGACACUGGUUUUAAAAAAGUAUGCUGCCCCAAGUUUUAUUGACAGUCAAGGAAUUACAAGAAUACCAUGGAAACCCAUAUCAGCAUCAAACACUGCUUUGGUCCCUAUUGAUGACACAGAUGGAUCAACAGCACUUUCUGUCUUAUACAGUUCAGAAUACAUUAAUGGGAAUGGUUAUUACUUUUAUGCUACAAAUGACCCUUUAUUGUGUGAUAAUCAAACUUUAUCUGAAAUGGAAAGUAAAGAUUUAAAAGACGGAGUACCUGUAGUGGAUUGGAUGUGGUGGAAAGAAAUAAUUGUGAUAUCCCUGACUGUAAUAUUUAUGAACAUCAUGUACAAUAAUUUUGGUAAUUUCUUUAUUUUACGUGUAUUUCCCCGACAAAGGCAUUCCUCCACAUUCCAACAAAAAACUAACAGUGUUAGCGAAAUACUGCCACUUUAUAGCAAAAAUUCUAGCAGUACUACAGAGACUUCAGACAAUAAUUUUGCUUCCCGAUAUCUAACAGAAUUUGACACAAUUAACUGUUUGGGAAGGGGAGGGUUUGGUGUUGUAUUUCACGUUAUUAAAAAAUUCGAUGAUUGCCAUUAUGCUGUUAAAAGAAUCCUUUUGCCAAGAGAAAAUAAAGCAAGAGAAAGGGUAAUGCGAGAGGUAAAAGCUCUUGCCAAACUAGAUCACAGAAAUAUUGUACGGUAUUACAAUGCAUGGAUUGAAUAUCCUCCUGUUCAAUGGCAAAAAAAGUUAGACGAGAAAUUACUCAGUGAUUGUUCGAACUCAUUGGCAGCAAUGACCAGUACAUCACAAAGUAGACACCACAGAAGUACUUCCGUUAGUAUUGAUGUGAUUAAUUUACAAAGGAGGAGAAUGAAAGAAGAAUCAGAACUAUUUAGUAACAUUCAGUCAAAAGAUGAUUUUAAUAUAUCAAUUUCCAAGACACCAGAUUCAAGUGAUUCUUUCAUAGUUUUUAAAAGUAACACAGUUUCUUCUUCAUCCGAGUGUAGCGAUUUUUCUCAUAAAGAAAAAACGCUUUCCCAUGCCGAUAAAAAGUCAAUUUGGCGUAAACCAAGACAACGGCCGCAGUCUUUGGAUAUAACUAGUCAAGGGAACGUUUUCACGAAUGAUAAAACACCCCCUGCUUUCUUGUAUAUACAAAUGCAGCUUUGCAGAGAGGAGAGUCUAAAAGACUGGCUUAAAAAUAAUAAAAAUCGCGAAAAGACAAUUCUUUUGAACAUUUUUACACAAAUUCUUGAGGCAGUAGAAUACGUUCAUCUCCAAGGUCUUAUUCACCGGGACUUAAAACCCAGCAAUAUAUUUUUUUCUUUAGAGGGUCAAAUUAAGAUAGGCGACUUUGGUCUUGUUACUACAAUGGAUGAUGCGCCCCCUUUUCCAAGUAUUAACUCUUCACCAGCAAUUUUAAGCAAUGGCUACACCCAGGCUGUAGGAACUAAACUUUACAUGAGCCCUGAACAGUAUAAAGGCGAAAAAUAUGACUACAAAGUGGAUAUCUAUUCCUUAGGGGUUAUAUUUUUUGAGUUGCUAAUACCCUUUUUUACAGAAAUGGAAAGGGUAAAAGCUUUAACAAAUUUACGAAAUAAAGUGUUUCCUUUAGAAUUUCCAAAAGAAUACAAACAUGAGAAAGCACUUUUAAAUUUAAUGAUAGCUGAUGACCCCAAGGACAGGCCAACAACAUUUGGAAUCAGAGCUAGACCUCCAUUUUUACAAGAAGAUGCAGUUUUGAAAAGAGAUUUUCAUUUCAAGCUCCCUAAAAUCUAAUAAAUGUCUUAAUUACACCAAAAUAAAUAUUUAAACUUUUUAA
Molecule: messenger RNA, 3196 nt
Organism: Agrilus planipennis (emerald ash borer)
Lineage: Eukaryota; Metazoa; Arthropoda; Insecta; Coleoptera; Buprestidae
Gene: PEK
Product: eukaryotic translation initiation factor 2-alpha kinase
Exons: 12
Coding region: 493-3153 (886 amino acids)
Biological process (GO): protein phosphorylation
Molecular function (GO): protein kinase activity; ATP binding; protein binding
Source: RefSeq, a predicted model, not a curated record